AUGGCAGCAGCAGCCGUUCAAACAUCCACCGGACUAGGUCCGAGUCUAGCGCAGAAGCCAUCUGCCCCGGUUUCCGAUAAGCCUCAUCAUGUCCAAACGACUCUCAACUUCCUCAAAGAAAAUGAAGAUGGCUCGCCCCCUAGCCCAAGCUACGCCGGCAAGCCUGAGACAUUUGCGAAGCCCACUGUCCCAGUCGCGACUACCAUUCACGAUAUCAGCGGCCACGAGCUAGACUAUACCCUGGACAGCCACGGGUUCCAGUUAUACUACCACAAGAGCAAGGAAAUUGACUUUAUCGACGACGAGAAGAUCAAGAGAGAGUAUUACCCCGAGACAGAGCAGUUGUUGAAGGAUGCCACCGGCGCGUCCAAGAUUUUCAUCUUCGACCACACUAUCCGCCGUCCGGCUCAGGAUGGCUCACCUACUAACGGUCUCCGCGGCCCCGUGCAGCGCGUACAUAUUGAUCAAUCCUAUUCUGCGGCCAAGAGCCGAGUCCCUCACCAUCUCCCUGACGAGGCACCCGAACUGUUGAAAGGGAGAUACCAGAUCAUCAACGUUUGGCGACCUAUUAAGACGAUCCUGAAAGAUCCCCUAGCUGUCGCUGAUGCACAUACCGUCCCGGAUAGUGAUCUGAUUCCCAUCCCACUCAUCUAUCCUGGCCGUUCGGGCGAGACGUAUGGCGUGAAGCCGGAUCCGAAUAUCAAGUGGUAUUAUCGGUUUGGGCAGACUCCGGACCUGGUGACUUUGAUUAAAUGCUUUGAUUCGAAGACGGAUGGAAGGGCUCGUCGUGUGCCUCACACGGCAUUUGUGAAUCUCGAGACGGAGAAUGAGCCUGAUAGGGAGAGUAUUGAGAUUCGGGCAUUGGUGUUCCAUCCUGAUGAUCGGGACUAG
Messenger RNA from Penicillium brasilianum, 891 nucleotides. Lineage: Eukaryota; Fungi; Ascomycota; Eurotiomycetes; Eurotiales; Aspergillaceae. The record is from the annotation of a GenBank genome assembly.